ACCCAUUCCGUUGCUGGAGAAGGAGCCCGCUGGAUCGAGACCCCAAUAUCUCUUCCUACGGUCGCCGGAGAAGGUGAGUAACAGUCGAGGGCGGAGGGAGUCAUCGCCGGAUCUGCCAUUGAAGGAGAACAGAAGAGAGGAGGAGAGAGAUUUGAAAGAAGACAGAGAAAGGAAGGCGUUGUUGCAGAGAGGGGGACAGUCAUCUCGCAUGCCUUCUGAGCAACUAAGAGUCAAUUAUAGGUAAUUUAUAUUCAUUACCGAGCAACACCGGUUUCGAUCGGCACCCACCCAUCGAUUCCGUUCCAAUCUCUAGGGUUUUGAACUCUAGAGCCCUUCACACGCGCAGACAGUCACGGUUCAGCAGUCACUGCCUCCAUACCAAAAUUGCCCUCUCAAGUCGUACUAUUAAGGGCUUCAAAUCUGAAACAAAAGCAAUUUGAUUGUUUUGAACUUUGAAGUGAAGGAACCAUGUAUAUCAAGGAGAUAUGCCUAGAGGGGUUCAAAUCGUAUGCGACAAGGACUGUGGUCCCAGGAUUUGAUCCCUACUUUAAUGCAAUCACAGGGCUAAAUGGGUCAGGCAAGUCGAACAUUCUUGAUUCGAUUUGUUUUGUGUUGGGUAUCACAAAUUUGCAGCAGGUUCGGGCUUCAAACCUGCAGGAGCUUGUGUAUAAGCAGGGACAAGCUGGGAUAACAAAGGCAACAGUGUCAGUUGUGUUUGAUAAUUCAGAUAGGAGUCGGAGUCCACUUGGGUAUGAGGAUUGUCUGGAGAUUACAGUAACACGGCAGAUAGUUGUUGGUGGAAGGAAUAAAUACCUGAUUAAUGGACACCUUGCCCAGCCUAGUCGAGUCCAGAAUCUUUUCCACUCAGUACAGCUUAAUGUAAACAAUCCACAUUUUCUAAUAAUGCAAGGGCGCAUCACCAAAGUGUUAAAUAUGAAACCCCCUGAGAUCUUGUCUAUGCUUGAAGAGGCUGCUGGAACAAGAAUGUAUGAAACAAAGAAAGAGGCUGCAUUGAAAACACUUGAGAAGAAGCAAAGCAAGGUUGAUGAAAUUGAUAAGCUUCUUGAUCAUGAAAUACUUCCUGCUUUGGAGAAGUUGAGGAAGGAACGAAUGCAGUACAUGCAGUGGGCCAAUGGCAAUGCAGAAUUAGAUCGGCUUAAGAGAUUUUGCAUUGCUUUUGAAUUUGUUCAGGCAGAGAAGGUCAGAGAUAGUGCAGUUCUUGGGGUGGAACAAAUAAAGACCAGGAUUGUUGAGAUUGAUGAUAAUACAGAGAAGAUGCAGGUGGAAAUACAGAAAAUGGAGACCAAGGUAUCAAGUUUAACUGCUGAAAAAGAAGCAAGUAUGGGUGGAGAGUUAAAAUUAUUGUCAGAAAAAUUGGAUGCUCUUUCUCAUGAUCUUGUGAAGGAAACAUCUGUGCUGAAAAACAAAGAAGAUAGUCUUGAGGGUGAGAAAGAGACUGCUGAAAAGAUUGUGGGGAGUAUUGAAGAUCUAAAGCAUUCUGUAGAGGAAAGGGCCUCUGCUGUCAAAAAGGCCGAAGAUGGGGCCGCUGAUCUGAAGCAGAGAGUUGAGGAGCUUUCAAAGAAGUUGGAAGAACAUGAAAAAGAUUACCAGGGUGUUCUAGCUGGUAAAAGCAGCGGCAACGAGGAAAAGUGUCUUGAGGAUCAACUCAGUGAUGCUAAAGUUGCAGUUGGGAGUGCAGAAACAGAACUGAAACAGCUGAAAACAAGAAUAAGCCAUUGCGAGAAGGAGUUGAAGGAGAAAAAGAAUCAGUUGAUGUCAAAGCAUGAAGAAGCUGUUGCUGUUGAAAACGAGCUAAAUGUCAGGAGAAAAGAUUUGGAAAAGGUUGAAGCAACCUUGGCAUCUCUUUCAUAUAAAGACGGCCAGAUGGAGGCUUUGCAAAAGGAUCGCGUGAUUGAGUUACAGCACAUGCAGAAGCUCAAAGAUGACAUACGGAUUUUGUCAGCACAAUUAACAAAUGUUGAAUUCACAUAUCGCAAUCCUGUGAAGAAUUUUGACAGGUCAAGAGUGAAAGGUGUGGUUGCAAAACUUAUUAAAGUGAAAGAUAGUUCCACAGUGACUGCAUUAGAGGUAGCUGCUGGUGGUAAGUUGUUUAAUGUUGUUGUAGACACAGAAAAUACUGGUAAACAACUGCUUCAAAAUGGUGAACUACGAAGAAGAGUAACUAUUAUACCUUUAAAUAAAAUUCAAUCCCAUACUGUUCCUCCUCGAGUUCAACAAGCUGCCUUUAGAUUGGUUGGAAAGGAGAAUGCAGAACUUGCACUUUCUUUGGUUGGAUAUGAUGGGGAACUGAAGAGGGCAAUGGAGUAUGUGUUUGGUUCAACAUUUGUUUGCAAGACUAUUGAUGCUGCGAAGGAGGUUGCUUUUCGCAAAGAAAUCCAUACCCCCAGUGUCACUCUUGAAGGUGAUAUAUUUCAACCAAGUGGCCUUUUGACUGGUGGUAGUCGCAAAGGUGGUGGCGAUUUGUUGAGGCAUCUUCAUGCUUUGGCAGAGGCUGAAUCAGAAUUGUCAAUCUAUGAGAGUCAAUUAUCUGAAAUUGAAACAAAGAUUGCUGAGCUUUUACCCCUUCAAAAAAAGUUUGCAGACCUUAAAGCACAGUUGGAACUUAAGUCAUAUGACCUUUCAUUAUUUCAGAGCAGGGCUGAACAGAAUGAGCAUCAUAAGCUUGGUGAACUGGUAAAAAAGCUCGAGGAAGAGCUUGGAGAAGCAAAAUCUACCGUCAAAGAAAAACAACUUCUCUAUGAAAAUUGUCAAACUACAGUAUCAGUCCUCGAGAAAUCAAUCAAAGAGCAUGCUAGCAAUCGUGAUGGCAGGCUCAAAGACUUAGAGAAAAAAAUUAAAGCAAUUAAAACUCAGAUGCAGUCAGCUUCCAAGGAGCUCAAGGGUCAUGAGAAUGAACGAGAGAGGCUUAUCAUGGAGAUGGAAGCAGUCCUGCAGGAACGCACAUCCUUGGAGAGUCAAUUAACUUCUUUGCAAACUCAAAUAAAUGGCCUUACUUCAGAAGUAGAUGCACAUCGAACCAAGGUUGCUUUUGUAAGGAAAAAUCAUGACCAGGUUCAGUCUGAGCUCAAUUUGAUCCGUUCAAAGAUGAAGGAAUGUGAUUCAGAAAUUAAUUGCAUUCUCAAGGAGCAGCAGAAGCUUCAGCAUAAAGUUAGUGAGACCAAUCUCGAGAGGAAGAAAAUGGAAAACGAGGUAAAGCGGGUGGAGAUGGAGCAGAAAGAUUGUUCAAUGAAGGUUGACAAAUUGGUUGAGAAGCAUGCCUGGAUAGCAUCUGAGAAGCAGCUCUUUGGAAGAAGUGGGACUGAUUAUGAUUUUAUGUCCCGUGAUCCUUGUAAAGCAAGGGAAGAACUUGAAAAGCUGCAGGCUGAACAAUCAGGUCUUGAGAAAAGGGUGAACAAAAAAGUUAUGGCGAUGUUUGAGAAGGCAGAAGAUGAAUACAAUGAUCUAAUAUCCAAGAAAAACAUCAUUGAGAAUGAUAAGUCAAAAAUCAAGAUGGUAAUUGAAGAACUUGAUGAGAAGAAGAAGGAAACCCUGAAAGUUACCUGGGUUAAAGUCAACAAUGACUUUGGGUCCAUCUUUUCUACCCUUUUACCUGGUACAAUGGCAAAGCUAGAGCCUCCUGAAGGAUGCAGCUUCUUAGAUGGUCUUGAGGUCCGUGUUGCAUUUGGCGGCGUUUGGAAGCAGUCGUUGUCAGAAUUGAGUGGAGGACAAAGAUCUCUGCUUGCACUCUCUUUAAUCUUGGCAUUGCUUCUCUUUAAACCAGCUCCGCUCUAUAUACUGGAUGAGGUUGAUGCAGCUCUUGAUUUAAGCCACACACAGAACAUUGGAAGAAUGAUUAAAACUCACUUUCCGCAUUCCCAGUUCAUUGUGGUUUCCUUGAAGGAAGGCAUGUUUAAUAAUGCAAAUGUUCUCUUUCGGACAAAAUUUGUGGAUGGUGUUUCCACUGUUCAGAGAACUGUUGCAGCUAAGCAGAACAAGUGAUUGCUGCUAUCUUGCAAGAUUUUAUUCAUACAGCCUUGUGCCUGUUUCAGAUGUUCAUCUGGUUUAUCGAGAGCUUUGCAACGACCCUUGGAUUUCUCACCUGUAUUAAGUUAACUUAUGUAUUUUCUGUAUGUUUGUACAUAUUUCUUGUUACCUGUAUUGCUAAUUAUGUAAGCUAUUUCCAUGUUCCAUGUAUCUUAAAAUUCAUUUUAAUAUAGUUUGACC
Malania oleifera is the source of this 4224-nucleotide messenger RNA. RefSeq names its product structural maintenance of chromosomes protein 2-1-like. Gene Ontology annotation, molecular function: ATP binding; ATP hydrolysis activity; protein binding. Bases 469 to 3999 code for a protein of 1176 amino acids. Gene Ontology annotation, cellular component: chromosome. The transcript has 22 exons. Gene Ontology annotation, biological process: chromosome organization. NCBI's taxonomy places the organism in Eukaryota, Viridiplantae, Streptophyta, Magnoliopsida, Santalales, Ximeniaceae. The record is from RefSeq and is a predicted model, not a curated record.